GGUUCAAUGUUGUCUUUAAUAUCUCCAUUGCUGGAUUGAUAUAUUUUAAAGUUUCAGUAAAAAUUAUAAUGUUUUUUAUUCUAACAAAAGUAUAAUUCAUUCGUAUUGAAUGUACCUUAUUAUAGGUACCAGGCAUAGUUGUUAUUAACUGCCAGUCAGCAUUAUGGCUAAUAGAAAAAGGAACGUGAAUUACAUUAAACCAGAGGACCCAGAGUUCCUUAAAGUGAUAAAGAGACAAGCUGGAUAUGAUGACAGAAAUCGGAAAUUCGAUCCGCUUGAGAAUGCCGAAGAAGAUUUCGUGGACGAUACAGAAAGCGAAGAGCCGCAAGUUGUAGUUUUGAAACCGGGAGACCUCACUGCCGAGGAGGCAGAGGUGGAGAGAAAACGGUUAGAGAAAGAAGCGGAAGAAACUAAAGCAGACCUUAGUCAACGGGUUAUUUUUAAACCUAAAUCAAAGAAAGCUGAAAAUGACAAAAAAGGAAAAGAGCCAAGCAAGAACUCACAAAAAAAGCAAAGUCAAUUGCUGUCAUUUAAUGAUGAUGAAGAGGAAGACGAUGAAAGUAGUUAACAACGUGAAGUGUUGCUUGUACGAUAUAAUGGGUGAUUGAUGGGUGCAAACAAUGUUAUAAAUAUAAUAGUUAAUGUCAGUGUUUGACAUUAUUAUAAUGUAAUUUGCCCCUGUUCUGAUGGCUUUGGCCCAUUAGUGAUGGACCUGGACUUGACUCAUUAGGAUGAUAUUAAAGUUUAUGAUUAAGCAUAUGCAGAGCUAAGAGAUAAUGUGUUGAAGUUUUUAUGUGAUUAUAUUCUUAAGUUGAUGGUGAAUAAAGAACCAAUCUCUGUA
Molecule: messenger RNA, 841 nt
Organism: Cydia splendana
Lineage: Eukaryota; Metazoa; Arthropoda; Insecta; Lepidoptera; Tortricidae
Exons: 1
Coding region: 164-568 (134 amino acids)
Source: RefSeq, a predicted model, not a curated record